Messenger RNA from Capsella rubella, 920 nucleotides. RefSeq names its product nuclear transcription factor Y subunit C-10. Gene Ontology annotation, cellular component: nucleus. Gene Ontology annotation, molecular function: protein heterodimerization activity. Bases 24 to 635 code for a protein of 203 amino acids. The transcript is spliced from 7 exons. The record is from RefSeq and is a predicted model, not a curated record. Lineage: Eukaryota; Viridiplantae; Streptophyta; Magnoliopsida; Brassicales; Brassicaceae. Gene Ontology annotation, biological process: regulation of DNA-templated transcription.
CAUCACUCAUUCCAAAUCCAUCUAUGCAAGAAACUUGCUCGAUGAACGAACAUCGCGAGCCUUCAACGCAUAGUCUUACGCAAUCAAGUGAUCAACGACGACCUUUUUGUCCUGCGCAUCGAGAGAGAGAUCUUCUUAAUCAAGAUCUAGAGAUGUUUUGGGCUCAUCAGAAUUCCUCAGGAUUACAUAAAAAGCCUGAUUUACCUCUGGCUACGGUUAAAAGAGUUAUGAAAUCUGAUCCUAAUGUCAAGAUGGUCAGCUGGAAGGGUCCUGUUCUUUUGGCUAAAGCUUCUGAAAUGUUCAUUCAAGAGGUAACCCUCCGUGCAUGGAGGCAAACUCAAUCGCGCUCUCGCACGACCAUUCGCAGUUGUGACAUACAUGCGGCCUUAAGAAGUUCAGUUAUUUAUAAUGAAUUGGUUAAUCUUUUAUCUGUUGAACAAUGCUUUGCCAAUCAUCCGGGUGUGCAGCCACAAGGUACAACACAUCAGCAAAUGCUCCCACCUGAAAAUGUGAAUGAGUCGAAUAUGAAAGUUCCAAUAGAUAUAGACCAGAUUCAGCAGCAAAGCCUUUUCAAUCUAAAAGCUGAUCAUUUUAUUGAGAUUGGAGAGUUUGAGCUCGACCCUAUGAUCCAGUGAAAAUUGUCUUGGUGGAAGCUGUUCUGGAAGAGAAACUUAGUUGAGAGGAAAAAGAAGAAAUCUGAAGAACAGUUCACCCAUAAGGCCAUAAACCAUGUUUUUUGAAUAUGAUGCUUGUGAGAAAAUUGUUGAAUGGGUAGUUUUAACCUUUGUAUGUAUAAUUUAACUUGUGGCCUAAAUGAAAGUUUUAUGCUCUGAACCAAAUAACUAAUUAUGAGAUCUAUCUGCAAGCUAGACUACAUAGGUUGCAUUGAACUGCUUGUGAUUUUUCAUGUAAAUGCAAUC